Messenger RNA from Annulohypoxylon truncatum, 1501 nucleotides. RefSeq names its product nuclear protein DGCR14. Gene Ontology annotation, cellular component: catalytic step 2 spliceosome. The record is from RefSeq and is a predicted model, not a curated record. Lineage: Eukaryota; Fungi; Ascomycota; Sordariomycetes; Xylariales; Hypoxylaceae. The transcript has a single exon. The coding region runs from base 63 to 1394 and encodes 443 amino acids.
CUAACACCGGAAUUCGAUUACAAAGAACCAUCCUUUCGCAAAACAAGGCGCUAUAGGCAGUCAUGGAUCGCAAGGAAAAUGCUUCUACAGCUCUUGUCCGGAAGAGAACUGAUAUGGAAUUGAUGCCUCCGCCGCCAGCGCCGAAGCGAAUUAAGCGACCAAAGAAGAUACUCGACGAAGAUAGCUAUACAGAUGCGCUUUCACAAAUCAUCGCCCGAGAUUUCUUCCCUGGACUUCUAGAGAGCGAAACGCAGCAAGAAUAUCUAGAUGCGAUCGAAUCGAAGGAUGAAGUAUGGAUUUCAAGCGCAAGUCGACGACUUCAGCAAGUCAUGACUCCGGGACGCCAAAGAACGAGGAGGGGAACAUCGCUAGCACCAGGCGCGCAAACACCAAGGGGUUUCGUUGGAGAUACCCCAGUAUCUGUCUCAUCCGAAUCUACUAUAUCAGGCGUGAAAGAGAAGGACGAGAUCGAUACGAAUAUGAGCCUAGGUGCUUUCCAAUCUAAAUACACGAGCGAGGACAACGAGAGUUUCUACAAACUUUUGGAUAAACAGAAUUUGAAGAAGGCCGAGAAGUAUGCGUGGUUAUGGAAUGGGAAUAAAAUGCCUUCUAAAAUGCAGCUGAAGCAAAAACAAAUCGAGGCAAAGCUGAUGGAGACGCGAAGCUUAACAGAUGAUGGAUUUAAGAGGGAUCGUUUAGCCAUCAAGGACCGAGAUGAAAGAUCCGCUCAACCUAUUGUGAAGAUCUCAACGCCAAAGAAUCCUUUGAUGUUUAUUCCGGAAGGUAUAGAAGAUUCGAUGGAGACUAGAAUACAGAAGGCGGAAGCUGAGUCUCGAGCUGCUCCAAAGGGGCUAAAUUACGAGAACACUAGAUUACCGGUGCCAAAGAUUAGCGACGGUGAAUCAGUGCCAUCAUCCCCAUCGUUGUCGGCCGUUCGCGAUGCUAUUGCGGGAAAACGAGGGACAAGCGAACUCGAAUCGACUACUGUAGGGAGUGAAACACCUAGGGUUAACGGCUACGCAUUCGUGGAUGAUGAGGAGCCAGAGUAUGAACCACCAACGGCGCCGAAGAUCGACCUUGGACCUGGAGAUUCAACCCCAAAUCCCUUCAUCAUCAAGGAACAAAGUAAGAGGGAAGCCCUUCACCAUCGCAUGGUCGAUCGGAUCUCACAAUCCAAGAGAACGUCAGCCAAAAUCGGGUUGACCGGAAGAGUUGACAAAACGCCUGUCCCUAAGUUUCCAAGUAGUCCCCGUGUCACAGCAGGUCUAACACCAGCAGCUCAGCGACUCUGGACUAAGAUUGGAGGAAGCGGUGGAAGUACACCUCGAACACCUUUCGGCCAAAGCACACCGAUGAGAGCAAGGAGUUCCAAGUUGAAGCAAGUCACAAAGUGAUACGGGAAUAGAUAUGACUUAUGAUACAAAUAUGAUACCCCGGAAUGAUGAGAGUGUUCAGUCACACAUGAUUCUUGAUAGUUAAUACAAAAUGACAAUAUCCGUAA